Messenger RNA from Sphenostylis stenocarpa, 906 nucleotides. The record is from the annotation of a GenBank genome assembly. NCBI's taxonomy places the organism in Eukaryota, Viridiplantae, Streptophyta, Magnoliopsida, Fabales, Fabaceae.
AUGGCUCUUGUACCCACUCGCCCAUUCUUCGAUUCAUUUCAGUCUUCUCCCUUCUUCUGCAACUCCCUCUUCCGCCACUCCCGCACAUCCUCUCCCAAUUCCACUUUCCUACGUCCCAAACCACUCAUCUUCUUUCGUUGCAACCCCGCCAGAAGUUUCUCCUCCGAAAAAGACUGGUUGAAACGGUGGAACCACCCCGCAAACCAACACCACCGUCCCAAACCGCCACGUGCGGUUCUAGACUACCAAGGUUCCGGAAAUGGGCACGCAUCAAAAUCCGGUUCUGUGAGCUCUGACGAGGAGGGUGGUGGUAAUAGCCGUGGAAGCACCAUGGAUAGGAUUGUGGAAAAAUUGAAGAAAAUUGGGUACGCUGGUGAUGGGAUUGAGAAUAAAGAGAAAGUGAUAGAAAAAGGGUCAGUUGAAGAUAUAUUUUACGUGGAGGAAGGAAUGUUGCCAAAUGCACGAGGUGGGUUUUCUGCAGAGUCUCCAUUAGGGUUUGGAAUAUUUGGAAGGGAUGACGGGGAAGCGAGGUUUCCGUGGGAGAAGUCAGUGGCUGAAGAGUUAGAAGAUAGGAAAAGCAUGAGGAGAAGUAAGCCCUCUUUGGCGCAAUUGACUCUUCCCGAGUCAGAAUUGAAGAGGCUGCUCAGGUUGACUUUUGAGAAGAAGCACAAGACAAGAAUUGGGAGGAGUGGGGUUACUCAAGCUGUUGUGGACAAGAUUCAUGAGAGGUGGAAGACGGCAGAGAUUGUGAGGCUCAAGUUUGAAGGCGAGGCCGCGCUCAACAUGAAGAGGAUGCAUGAGAUACUGGAGGUUUGCUGUUUAUCUCUGGCUUCUUGUGUGUCUAGAAAGUAUUUCUUUGUUGCAAAACUUGUAGGGUGCCUGGUGGGAACGAGGAGUGUUUAUUGA